AUGGAAAGACUUUCACAACUAAGAAAACAUUUGGCAGGUGAUGAUCCUGUAGAACGGUUAACGGCAAAGAACUCUGAUGAUGUAGUAAUUGUUGCCGCCUUCAGAACUGCUGUUACAAAAGGUGGAAAGGGCAAGUUUAAGGAUGUGAAUUCGGAUGUGUUGCUUCAGAAGUUGAUCGAAGGAUUGUUCGAACAAAAACUGCCUCCUGGAUUUGAUAAAAGCCUGAUUGAAGAAGUGACGGUAGGAAACGUUUUGAAUCCUGGUGCUGGUGCUAAUGAACAUAGAGCCGCCAUGUUGGCAGCUGGAAUUCCUAGCUCUGUUCCAUUUUUGGCAAUCAACAGGCAGUGUUCUUCAGGGCUAAUGGCUGUCAAUGAUGUUGCAAAUAAGAUUCUCGUUGGUCAGAUCGCCUGUGGGCUAGCGGCCGGUGUUGAAAGUAUGUCAAGCAACUAUGGACCAUCAGCUAUGCCUAAAGUAUCUAAAUCAGUAUUAAAACAUCCAGAGGGAGCCAAAUGCAUGAUUCCCAUGGGAAUAACUAAUGAAAAUAUCAACUCCAAGUUUGGCAUCUCCAGAACAGCCCAAGAUGAAUUUGCUUCGAAUUCUUACCAAAAAGCUGAAAAAGCAGUCCGUGAGGGUCAGUUCAGAGAGGAGAUUAUUCCCAUCCAAGUAGAAGUGGAGGACGAGGAUGAUGAAAAUGACGAUGAUGAUGCUCCCGCAAAAACUAAGACUAUUACUGUGGACCAGGAUGAAGGUCCCAGACCUAACGUUACCGUAGAGUCAUUAGGCAAACUAAGACCAGCAUUCAAGAAGGAUGGUUCUACACAUGCCGGAAAUGCAUCCCAAGUCUCAGAUGGUGCUGCCGUUGUUUUAUUAAUGCGCAGAAAUAUGGCCCAGGAUUUGAACCUUCCCAUUCUUGGCAAGUAUAUUGCAUGUACUACCGUGGGAGUACCUCCAGAGAUCAUGGGAGUUGGCCCAGCAUAUGCCAUUCCAGCAGUCCUCAAAUUGGUCGAUUUGCCAAAGGAAAAAGUGACAGUUUAUGAGAUCAACGAGGCGUUUGCAGGUCAGGCACUUUAUUGUAUAAAUAAGGUUGGUCUUGAUAAGAAUAAAGUGAACCCGAAUGGAGGAGCAAUUGCUCUGGGUCAUCCAUUGGGUUGUACUGGUGCCCGUCAAGUGUCAACUAUCAUGCGAGAGUUAAAGCCAGGAGAGAUCGGAGUCACAUCAAUGUGUAUCGGUACCGGAAUGGGAGCAGCAGCAGUGUUUGCUAGAGAAUAG
This is a messenger RNA of Komagataella phaffii GS115, 1269 nucleotides long. Its product is annotated as 3-ketoacyl-CoA thiolase with broad chain length specificity. Bases 1 to 1269 code for a protein of 422 amino acids. Gene Ontology annotation, molecular function: acetyl-CoA C-acyltransferase activity. NCBI's taxonomy places the organism in Eukaryota, Fungi, Ascomycota, Pichiomycetes, Pichiales, Pichiaceae. Gene Ontology annotation, cellular component: peroxisome. The transcript has a single exon. The record is from RefSeq and is a predicted model, not a curated record. Gene Ontology annotation, biological process: fatty acid beta-oxidation; phenylacetate catabolic process.